AUGACACUUGCAAUUUUACGGUCUCACCAAUUGUUUGUAAAGAUGGAAAAGUGCAGUUUUGGGGAACAAGAGGUGAAGUAUCUUGGUCAUGUAAUCAAUCAUGAAGGAGUGGCAGUAGAUCCUGAAAAAAUUUCAAUUAUGAUUGAAUGGCCAAAACCAUCAACGUUGAAGACUCUACGUGGGUUUUGGGGGCUAACGAGAUAUUACCGAAAAUUCAUUCAGAAUUACGAUAAAAUCGCACCCUCUUUAACCAACAUGCUGAAAAGAGGAUGCUUCAAAUGGAAUACAUGCUCAGAAGCUGCUUUUGAAGAAUUAAAUAAAGCUAUGACACGAGCUCCAGUUCUUGCCUUGCCUGAUUUCUCAAAAACUUUCAUUAUUGAAUGUGAUGCAGUAGGAUCAGGAGUAGGAGGAGUAUUGAUGCAAGAAAAGAGGCUCAUUGCCUUUUUCAGCCAUUCUUUAAAGGGUAAGAAUUGA
Molecule: messenger RNA, 474 nt
Organism: Macadamia integrifolia
Lineage: Eukaryota; Viridiplantae; Streptophyta; Magnoliopsida; Proteales; Proteaceae
Exons: 1
Coding region: 1-474 (157 amino acids)
Source: RefSeq, a predicted model, not a curated record